UUCGAUAUAUCAAUGCAACCCUACACAGUUGUAUAACCUCAGUAGCAAAUUUUUUUAUUGGCCAAUUGCAGACCCGUGAAAAAUAACCUGAAAAAAUGGCUGGUGAAGGCGAAAAACUGACCGGCAUGUCGAAAAUAUUCAAUGGCUCUACCAUGAGCGGACGCGCCAAUGUGGCCAAGGCUACAUAUGCUGUGAUGGGACUGAUUAUUGCCUACCAGGUGCUGAAGCCCAAGAAGAAGUAGAGGGCUGCCGGUUUUGUUGCCGUCUUUCUUUUCUUCUCGUACUAAGUACUUCUGCAGCCCCAGUAGGACCGGACCCAUGGACCGAAUGCUGUGAUCCGAACACCACAGAACGGGAGACGCAGGAUCGAGGCCAUGUAAAUUUAUGUGUAGUGCAAGACCUUGAAGGAAUAAAUAAGUUGAAAAUUUAACACAAUGAA
This is a messenger RNA of Drosophila guanche, 439 nucleotides long. It is a transcript of the gene Neb-cGP, whose product is annotated as ATP synthase membrane subunit DAPIT, mitochondrial. The record is from RefSeq and is a predicted model, not a curated record. The transcript is spliced from 3 exons. The coding region runs from base 96 to 242 and encodes 48 amino acids. Lineage: Eukaryota; Metazoa; Arthropoda; Insecta; Diptera; Drosophilidae.